CCACCUGCUUCGCGUGACAUAAAAUACAUGCCAAGUGAGAGAAAUAUUAAAUUGUAUUAUCUAGCUGUCUAUUUAUUUAUUAUGAACGGAUUUUACGAAAUUAACACACCCUCAACUACUUAGGGUCUUAUUGAUUUAAAUGAGUUAAAAUAAUAAAUAACAUAGCUUUCCACAUCACCAUGGAGGUACUAUGUCGUAAGAUGCGUUUCCAUUAUUUUACAUGGCGUAAUCCCCAGUAGGCCUACACCAUGGAUUGACAAACAUUAAUUAUACAUGGAGAAAUGGCUUUUACGAAUGAUAAUUGGUCGCACGAACUCAAGAAACAGAUAAUUGACUACAUUGAAGAAGUCAAUGGAACAUACAAUGCUGGUUGUACAACCGUUGUAACAGUUUUCUGGAGAGAUGGACGGACUCAUGAAGCUAUGUCAUUCAAAGAAUCUCGUAGCGAAUCAAUUGGCGCAGCUUAAAAUGAAGCACGGAAUAAAUCUCUCCUUCGAGCCCGGUAUGACGCCUUUACGUUUUUUUGUGAAUUUAUGAAGGUAAUGGAGAAGCUGAGUAAUGGAAAGGUGUAAAGAAUGGUCAAACAGCAACAGUUAAUAGCCGAAUGGAAUAAUAUAAUGAAAGUGACGUCAUCCCCCUUCCACCACAUCGGAAGUCCACCCUCUAGUCUCAAGGACCGAUAGUGAGGGAUGAGAGUACAGGCGGGCCUUGUACUUACCCCCACCCUUGGGGUAACUCUAGGACCCCAGCAACGAGGGAGGAUGGUGGCACUUCCGAGAGGAUCCCCAAUUCGUACACUUCGGUUAUCGUCAUUCUAUUGUCCCGUAUAUUAUUGUAACCCUUGAGUCAUAUUUAUUUGUAUAAUCUCAAUAUUGUUAAUAAACGUCUUGUAAACGAAUAACGCGUUCCUUACAGCUUCAGAAGUGGGAUAAAUAACGGUCAUUAUUCGCGAGUAUUAAUAAAUAUUUUUGUGAAUAGUGAUUGUGUAGUGCGAUUGUCACAGUGUUAAAUUAGUAAAUUUAACCACUGAGUGAAAUAGACUAAUCAGUGUUAAUAAUGGCUUGUUCACGUGAUAGAAAAGUGCGUUCACGUUCUCACAGUCGAUCGCGAGAUACGUCAUCGCGAGUGGAGCAUCGAAGUAGAUCAUCGCAAAGAAGUUCGCGAAGACAGCGCAGACACUCGCGGAAUGACCGAAGAUCACCAGAGUGGCAACGGGCGCUUUACCAAUUGAUCGAAACGGUGAAAACUGUGGUGGAUCGACCAGCACCACGAGCAUCGAAAAAUACUGAGGGGAAGACACUUAUCCCGAAGUUCGAUCCCCAGGAAAAAAAUCAAACAAUCGAUGUUUGGAUACACCGAGUCGAGGAAUUGCAGAAAAUCCAUGGCUGGGACGAUACGACCGUCGCAACUCUUGCCAUGGACAACCUAAAGGGUGUCUCGAGGACUUGGUAUGAAAGUCUACCAAGUAUUACAUUCGCCUGGACCGAAUGAAAAGAACAGCUGAAGUCAGCGUACGUGGACGCCGGGAGUCAGUGUGUCACCCUAAGGAAGGAAGAGGCUGACACCAUGCAGCUGGAGUUGCACCCGACGGAAGUAGUGCUGCGAGGUUACGGAGGAGGUAUUAUCCGGCCGUAUGGAGUUGUCGAAGCCAAAUUGAAGAUUGACUUGGCCGAAGGAAACGUCAAGAUCCAUGUCGUACCCAACGACCUCCAAAAUGUACCACUUAUUGUGGGACAACCAUUUUUAGAUCUACCAGGAGUCACCAUGGUUCAGAGGGAUGGGCGCUUGCGGCUGUUUGACAAAACAGUGGCUCAUCUACCAGAAAUGGAAAAACUUCCCCCGCAGAAAAUAGCGCUCUGGGCUAAAGAGACGACGGUCAUACCGCCGAAGCAUGCAGCUAAUAUCGAGGUUAAGGUGAAGAGUAAAAUUAUUGGUGAUUUAUAUGUAGAGCUAAGCGUACGUGGUAAAGAAGGUCGGGAACAUUGUAUUCCAAGAAGCAUGUUAAAUAUAGAAACUGGGAUGCUCCUAGUCGUUAAUUUGUCUGAUAGACCGUUAAUUAUUUAUCAAGAUAAAAUAAUCGCCAGGGCUGAGCGUGCUCGGGAGGAGUCCUUAGAAGAGAGCAACAUUAGAAUAAUGAUGCGUACAGUAAAAACAGAACCUCAAAACGAUUUACCGCGCGAUCAAAUCUUAACCGGUCCGGAAGUAUCUCCAUCUGAAAAAGAUGCGUUGUAUGAUCUGUUGGACAAUUAUCGCGAUUGCUUUGCAUCUAAUGUGUCCGAGCUAGGUCACACUCGGGCAUCGGAGAUAAAUAUCGAAUUGGACAGUAAUUCUGUAGUAACUUAUAGGCCCUACUGAUUAUCAUAC
This is a messenger RNA of Cotesia glomerata, 2364 nucleotides long. RefSeq lists its product as uncharacterized. The coding region runs from base 1567 to 2355 and encodes 262 amino acids. NCBI's taxonomy places the organism in Eukaryota, Metazoa, Arthropoda, Insecta, Hymenoptera, Braconidae. The record is from RefSeq and is a predicted model, not a curated record. The transcript is spliced from 4 exons.